Archocentrus centrarchus (flier cichlid) is the source of this 3619-nucleotide messenger RNA. It is a transcript of the gene gemin4, whose product is annotated as gem (nuclear organelle) associated protein 4. Lineage: Eukaryota; Metazoa; Chordata; Actinopteri; Cichliformes; Cichlidae. The transcript has 6 exons. Gene Ontology annotation, cellular component: SMN complex. The record is from RefSeq and is a predicted model, not a curated record. The coding region runs from base 177 to 3527 and encodes 1116 amino acids. Gene Ontology annotation, biological process: spliceosomal snRNP assembly; rRNA processing.
GAAGUGCACAAUUUUGUCUAUGGUCGGCUCCGCACGCUGUCACUAACCGCGGAAGCGUUUUUGAGAUGAUCCUGCGUUUGCUGCCUGCGCUUCAUCACAGUCUCGUGCUGUGAAGUGUUUGCGUUGUGGUACAGUUCAUGAAUCCGGCUCCACUCUGACUCUGCAGCUUUGACACUAUGAACAAAGAUUCAGCAGUUCUUCAGGGUGCUUUCCUCAUGGCUGAUAAGCUGUGUUCCCCCUCGUCCCUGUCCUUGAUUCAGAAAGCAGACUGGAGCCGGGUGGGACACGUGGUCCUGGAAGCGCUCGGAGAAAUCUGCAGACAGGAUGAAGUCAGCCGUGGUCCCAACCCUGCAUCCGAGAGCUGGAAAAAGAAGGUUGUGUGUGUUGUGUGGCUGAAGCUGUUGUGCAGAGAGGCUGAAGAGAACGCUGACGUGGCAUGGAGAGAGAACCCUUUCUUCUCUCUGCAGAACAGCCUCCCUGAGGUCAGCCAUGCUGUCCUGCUGGAGCUGGUGAAGUCAACAGCAGCUGCAGGUGUUUUUGCCCGUUUUCUCCUGCAUCUUCCUCACGCUCAGAUCUGUACGGAGCUGGAAAGGUUGGUGGAACAUGUGAGGAGCCAUCCCACAGGGGAAGAUGAUAUCCGACUCUUUCUGGAGGUUUGGUGGGAGCUGUGGAAAGGCAGAGCGGAAGAAAAGGUGGGAGAAGAAGAGCGCAUAGAGAAGAUGUUUGCUAACCAGUUUGCCCGUCUCUCCUCCAGUCCGUCCCCUCAGGCUGCAAAGAGGUUAAAGUUAGAUACACCAAAUUCACCAGAUGUUCUGCACAUUCUCCUUCAUGCUCUUAAAGAUAUGAAAGAUCACAUAUCCUCAGCUGACCUCUGCUUUCAGUGCUUAUCUAUUUCCCUCGACGCUCUUUACACAUCUUUCCUAAUAGACAAAGAUGUUGUACUUACAGUCAAAGAGAAAUUGGACCUCUGGUGUAAAAUCCUCAGAUCAAGAGAAAAGAAUGUGGAGGAAAUGAGUCCUGAAAUUAUUCGGGAAGCUCAAAAAGACUUGCGUGCUUCUCACACACCUUCUGAAUUUCAGCCCUGCCAGAUGAAGCUGAGUGAAGCCCUGAAGAUGAUCACAGAACUUGCACAGUUUUGGCAACACAGUGUUAUUCCCACAGAGUGUGACGGCUCCACUCCUAAUUAUUCUGCCUUCCAGCUAGAACAGAGUAUCCAGAGGGUCCUGACAGCUCUAGAAAAAGCAUCUGGAGUUGGGACUGAUGACUACCGUGGAGACAAGGAUAUACUCAGAGGUUUGCUGAAGUCAGCGUCCUUCCCUGUGCUAGAGAGCAGCCCUGAAAUGAGCGCAAAAGUCGCUGCCAUCAUCAUCACCCACCACCUUGAAGACUAUGAGAACUUAGCAGUGUUGUUUGCCAGCGAGACGUCAUGGGCAGAGUAUGCAGAGCACUGGCUGGACUGCCUGGAAAAGAACCAAGCGGCCUUCCGGCAGCACGGUACGCUCAUCAGCCUCUCGUCCACCCUCACGAGUAAACUCCACAGUGAGAGCACCAACGUGAGCCAGUGCCGCAAACUGCUGAAAAUCAUUGUGGAUAUUUUCUCCACACUCACAUUAGAAGACAAGAACAAAGCGUUGGCUGCCAUGCUGAGAUUAUCCAGCAGGGGUUUCUUUGGGUGCUCUGCGCCCUCCGCUUUAACCGACAGGUUUGAACAGGAGCUCAACAUGGCCUUCAACUGCAUCAUCCAGGGAGCGGGUGGAGCUUCAGCAGGAGCGUCGCAGGGCAACCUGAACACAGCGGCCUCUUUAGUAGCAAGAGUGGCCUUUCAGAACCCCGAAGCUGCUUUGAGGUCCUGCUGCCAUUCAGCUGUUUUCAACAAAGGAGCGUUCUCUCUAAUGGCUAAGAUCCUGCAACAGCUGCCAGGACUCAAAGAGCAGAGGGGGAGAAAAGAUGGAGAGAGGGAAAAAGAAGGAAGCGACGUGGUGAGAGGUAGCAGUUUACUCUGCAGGUGUUUACAGGACGUAAUCAGGACCAAGUCACUGUCAGCCAGUGAAAAAGAACAGUUCCUCAAGUUCCUGGGUCUGCUCAUGGAGCCGGUCACUGCAGCUGAAAGAGAAGGAAAGGGGGAGAGAUUUCUGUCACCUCAGGAAGUCGUGAACACCUUCGUCCUGCCUAACCUCUCAGCUACAGGUCUCUGCUCUGAUGAUGCACAGCUGAGUCUGCAGCUUCUCCACACUGCUUUGUCUGUGGAUGUGCACGAAGCAGCCCCCUCUCCUCACUGGGUGUUGGACUGCUCUCCUUUUCCCCUCCUCUACACCCUAGCCCAGCUACACAACCAGACUCUCAGAUGUUGGGAGCAGCCACCUGAGGGCGCUGUCCACAUCUGGUCCAUGGACACCAAGGAGCAGCUGUCGUCAGUGCUGACCACACUGGGGCAGGUGGUGGGUGCAGAGGUGGCGUCAGCCCCCAGCAGCUGGUCCAGAGCUUUGUUCUGGCUGUACAACAAGAUGGAAGAGCUGGACUGGACUGUUCGGUUGCUGCUGAAGCCGGUGUGGGGGCAGCACUUUAAAAUUGAGGUGCCUGCAUCUCUGCUGGCUGUGUGUGAUCUACCUGAACAGGAAUGGCUGGGUUUGGACCUGCCUCUGUAUGGCCAGGGCACGGGUCUUUUGGCCUGGAUGGAGUGCUGCUCUAUAUCCGACUCCCUGCAGAGCACCAUGCUGUCCCGUCUCACUCUGGACCAGCACAAACCUGACCACGUCAACAUGUUCAGCAAAGGCCUGCUGGUGGCUGUGACUCAGACCCUGCCCUGGUGCUCUGUCUCCCAGUGGAGCAGACUGCUGAGAGCCCUGCGGGAGUUGAUCUCAUCCGGCUGCCUCCACGUGCCCUUCUCUCUGGAGUACGUGGACUAUCUGCCUCUCCUGGACCUGAGGAGGUUUUCCUGUGAGCUCCGCCUGUCUGUCCUCCUGCUUCGAGUCCAGCAGCUGCUCUGCGGGUCCAGCUGCUCUGACUGGCUGUCAGCGGACGGCUGGGCCCACGUGGGCAGGUUAUACGCCCACGCUGUGAGGGACAUGAUGAAUUCACUAAGAGCCAGGCUGCCUCUUCCUUCAUCUGGUGCUUUGACUGCCUCUGCUUCAACUCCAGCAAUCAGAGACUCAAGUCCGACUUUCCUUCCUACGACGUUCAAAGAAGCACGAGACUCUCCCCUGAAGUCAAGAGAUCCACAAAUGGAGGAAGAGGUGGUGACAGCUCCUAGCCAGGAAGUCCUUUUUGUUCUCAGCCAGCUCUUCUGCCAUGUUCAGCACGUCCAGGUGAUGAUGCCAGGAGGCCAGUGUGAGGCUCUGUUCCUCUCCAGUCUGGAGAUCCUCAGUCACUAUGAGGCCAUCAUGGCUGCCUUCCCAGACAGCUGCACCCCACUGGAGUGCGACAACACCCGUCACUUCUUCUCUACCAUCUCAGACAACUUGGAGAACCAGGAGAUGAAGGCUGUGCUGCAGCAGAAGAUUGCUCAGCUUGUGUCGUCGGCAGCCUGACACACACACUGAUUUACCAACUGUUUCCCACUGACUGCUUUGAGUUUGCAAAUAAUCAAAAUCCUGAACUGAUUAAAGAAAGCGUAAAUAAA